This is a messenger RNA of Amphiprion ocellaris (clown anemonefish), 3357 nucleotides long. RefSeq lists its product as uncharacterized. The transcript has 10 exons. The coding region runs from base 499 to 1644 and encodes 381 amino acids. NCBI's taxonomy places the organism in Eukaryota, Metazoa, Chordata, Actinopteri, Pomacentridae. The record is from RefSeq and is a predicted model, not a curated record.
UUAUACCUCUGGAUUGCAUCGUUUAGAAUCCUCUCACCGUAUUUGAAAAAAUAUGUUGUUGUUUUUUUUUUCGUUUGGGCAGAACGUUUCUUUCUGCUGUCUGUACAUGACAUUGACAUGAAUAUAGAUGUUAUUAUCUCGUGAUGUUGACGUUUUUCGGCGACGUCUUCUUUAUGCAUAGUCUUUAUCUUCACACACACAGGCAGGUCUGGUCGUGACGAAUCUGCGGAUGCAACAUCUGGAGGAUAAAUAGAGUAAGCCACCUCCAGUUAAACGGAACACCGGAGCAACAACACACAAACUCGAUCAGAUCAGUGUCAGGAGGUCGUGCUUGUUACUUUGCAGUGAGUAGAAAACAUAUUUCCUGCUCUUAUUUUUCAACAUUACGCACGAUUAGAGCUCGAUAUCCAGAUUUCUGCCCGAGUUUGGAGUGGUGUCGGUUUUGUUGGAUCCAUCGGCAGGAACAGGACAACCACGGUGCUGAGCCCUCUGCCGGACAUGCUGCUGGUGCUGUUUACAGUUUCCACUCUCUUCUUAGGCUCAUCUGCUGACCAUUAUAAAGUCUGCUAUGGUGAGAGUUUUUCGUUACCGUCGGACAUUACCCCCCCUUUAUAUCAAGGUCCGGUGAUCUUGAUGCCCAGUCGAGGGGGACCCAUGAGAACAGUGAUGGAUAACGGGACGGCAAUAGAACCGCGCCUCAAAAUUUCCUUUACCUCAGCUACUUUGACAGAUCUGAGAGAAAGAGAUGAGGGGACUUAUUUCGUCGGUCAGCACUCGUUUUUCAUGCUGAAGAUUUUGGACUGUGCCAAGGAGGUUGAAACAUAUUACGGGGAAAUAUGGAGGCUCUCUUUGCCCGAAAAGGCUGAAAUCCUAGAGAUCACUCCCCUUAACCGUGUGAAUCCAGUGGUCCUGUGGAAUCGCACAAAUCCUCAGGUCAAAAGUGUACGCAGAGGAUGGGUGAAUCAAAACUUCUGGCAAGUUGAAAACAUCACACAGUCAGAAAAUGGCUUCUACAACAUCAGGCAGAAAGACAACACUUUGCUGUCCAGGACACAUCUCAAUGUAAAAGAACAUGUCAGACACUAUACUAAACGUGUGGACGAAUACCUGAUCAUUGAAUAUCCGUGGGACAACGGCACAUGGUUUGUGAAUUUCCGUCCUAAAGAGACAACAGGCGAUAUAAUAUUGAUCAAGGAUGGCCUUAAGCACUCAGAAAAAUGGUUCGACUGGAGAUUGGAGAUACAGAGUGCAGGCAUAAAAAUUGUUGCUUUGGAAAUCACAGACUCUGGCACUUUUAGGUUCAGAGACAAGAAAUUCGACCUGGUCUUGGUUGCACACUUGGAAAUGAAAGACAAGCACGAUGAUGAUCCUCCUCCUCCUCCCUUAUUGUUAGUUUACAUCAGCGUAGCCUUCUUGUUAGGAGGUCUCUUGUGUUGCUGGUUCACUCGUGACAAGAAGUGCUGGAAGAAGUGCUGGAAGAAGUGCUGUAGAAGAGACAAGUCUGCUCCUCAGGCUGCAGCACCACCUGCUGCACAUUAUCAUAGUGAGAGUCAAUCUGUGGUCCCAGGUUACUCAGCUAUACCGCCUUCUGUAGCUCAGCCUGAGAAUCCCCUGCAAAAACCCACAGCUGACCCUCAUGUGUGAUCGGUGCAACACCACCCAGUGAGUGUCCUUGUAACUCCCUCCCCACUGCAGGUUGCUCCUUCAGGAGAUUCUGCUCCAGCUCCCUCGGCUGCGUCAAAUGUUUUCUCCUUAGAUUCUGAUCCACAGCUUGAGUUGAAAGGACUGGCUUUUCACUCUUCUCUACCCCUCAGCUCAGACUCAGCUCACUGUGAUGUUUACACCUCAGAGAAAUAAAAUUUUCUGUAAAGAGCGUGCUGAAAAUUCAGUGAUGAUUAUAUGCAGUUUAAUUUGUCCAUUUUAGAUCUUGCAUUGUGUAAUAUUCUCAAAAUAAUAUUUAGGUCUUUGCUAGUAAGUUGUGGUGAUGGAUGCAUAGGAAGGAGACCAUUAUUUACACUGUGUUGACUCAUGGCCAGACUUCUUAAAACUGUUUUUUAUCUUUUUUGGGAAAAAAAGGCAUUGCGAACAAGCUGCAGUUAUUUCUUUUAGUAAAAAAAAUAAAAAAUUCUGUUUCUACAUGUAUUUUUUUAAAACUAUUUACUGUUAUGUUGCAGAUUUUCUCUGUUGUAUUACAUUACAGAUAUCUAGAAAAGUCACAGACAAAGUCUAAAUUUAUAGGUUGUAGUAAAAUCACAGGCCACAGUUUUUAGUGUAUUUUAGUGAGAUUUUUUAUUUUUCUGUUGGAAUUUUUUUUUACUGACAUUUGCUGUAUUUUAUAUAAAAUAUAAUUAAAUUUUAAAAAAUAUGUUAAAGACUGAAAAAUAGCAAAUACAUUUUUUAAACUGCUAUUUUAAUUUUCCUGUUUUGUUAAAAAAAAAAAAAAAAAAAACAGACCAUAUCUAGUAAAAUCACAAAAAAGUAUAAAUCUACAUAUCGUACUAUGUAGUUAAAAAACAAUGCAAAACUUUACAUAAUCUGUAUUUUUGUACAAAUACUAAUUGGUUUACAAAUUGUAAGGUCAAAGGGCACUUUUUUUUUGUUUUCAAUUUUUAGAAUGCUAAAAAAUACUAUUUUACAGGUUUUUGCAUUUAUUUUCAGAUUUUAAACAUUACAGUAUUCCACAGUUCUUAAAGUACUUCAUUGUUUUGGGUUUUUUUUUUGUCAUCCUUUCUGCCUAAUUGUCACUGCCGUAUUUUUUACAGAUUUGUUUCUCAGGUUGAGAACAAAGCAGUACGUUCAGUUCAUCCAUUUAAUCAGUCAGUUUAAAAUAUUUUAAAUGUUUUUUCAUCAGGUAGGACAAAAUAACUCUCACUCAGUGUUGUUUCUGAUUUACAGUUGUGUUUUAAGAGUAAACUGUCAUAAUCAGUUUUUGUACACCGAAUAUAUUAGCAUUUGCCAUACACUUAUCAACAAUUUGAAUGUAUAAUGUGGACAUAUCGAUGUUUGCUUUGCCUUUCUACUCUUGCCAGUGAUUUCACAUGUGAUGAUAUAAGCUUUACUUACUGUUAUCAACUAUUUUAUAGAUUGUUUCAUAUCUCUGUCAUGAGCCUUCAGCUCCAUAUGACAUGAGUCUGUGGUUUUUAUCAUUACAUUGUGAGGAAUGCUGUUAUUUUAUUCAUUGUCUUUUUUGUAAAAAUGCAUUUUCUACAUGUGAAAACUAUUUUCUUGGUAUAUUUCUUUGUGUUUUUUAUGAAUCCUGUGUGAGCUGCAGGUUUUAUGUUAAGCUCUUCUUAGUGCCUUAAGAAACAUGUUUCGAUUAUGAGAUUACAAAAAUAAAUGCAAAAAUUAUGAUUUUAA